GUGCUCCACAUAUAUAAUGAAUAGGUCAUUAAUGUUUCUGGUUUGUUGUUUUAUCUGAUAUGUACCAUCUCAACCAAAGCCACCUUUUAAAAAAAGAAGUUCCUGUCUAGUCAUGUGACUUCCUCAAGCGUUUAGUUCUGCACUCCAGCGAUCAGAGAAGCGCUUUUCUUCUGCCUCUUCCUCCGCUGGUGGCUUUUGUCUCUCUAACAGGAGCGAGACUUUCACACACACCUGACGGCUGGGAGACACUGACCACCAUCAUGUUACGACGGAAACCAUCCAACGCUUCGGAAAAGGAGCAGAGCCAAGCACAGAAGAAGAAGCCUCUGCAAAGAUCCGCUAGCUUCAAAGACUUUAUGAAGUCAAAGCCCUCGUCACCUGUAACCAACCCUGAGCCUCUGUUGAACGAAUCACUGUUUGAAGCUGCGCCACCAGAGGAAUCAGGGAAAAGUCACGGGAAACUGGGAAAGAAAUGGAGAAAUGUCAUAACGCGCACAAUGACCCGUAAAACAUCCAAGAUGGUUCAGAAAGCCCUUGCAGAGGAGGGGAAUGAGAGUGGUGAGGACGGCUCUAUGUCCCCUAUGUCUCCCACUGACUGGACGCCUGAUCUGACUGCUGGAAACAGGACAUCAGUGUGCUCCAACAGCUCAGAGGACACAAUCCACAGCCCGCUCUCUCGCCAGCUCUCUGGAUGUGCAGACAGGCAGAGUCUAGACAGCGGCUUCAGCCAGCGGGACAGUAUGAGACUGGAGGACAGCACCUACAUGGGGCCCUUCUGCGGCAGAGCCGUUGUCAUAACUGACUUCACCCCCAGCCCGUAUGAUAUAGACUGCCUCAAACUACAGAAAGGAGACAUCAUUCAGAUUAUUGAGAAACCCCCGGUGGGCACCUGGACCGGCAAACUCAACAACAAAGUGGGCUCUUUUAAAUUCGUCUACGUCUCAAUGCUACCAGAGGAGGAAACGCCACCAAAAAGGAAGCGAAGCCACAGUCAUGGGCACCAGAAAGCCAAACCAAAAACCUUGGAGGAAGUUCUGGAGAGAAUAGGCCUGACUGAGCUGGGAUCUCUCCUGUCCAUGCACGGCUUCCAGAGUUUGGAGGAUUUUACUGGCCUGAAGGAGUCCCACCUGAAUGAUCUGAACAUCACAGACCCGGAGCAGCGUGUAAAGAUACUGAAAGCCACAGAACUGAUUCAUGACUCGGAGGAUGAAUCCGAUGCAGAGGAGCAAAAGACUGAAAUGCCACGGGACUCGGGUUGUUAUGAGAGCACAGAGAACCUGGCAAACGAACGCGAGGAGCCCCAGGUGGAUUCCCAAGCGGAGCCAGAGACAGAUCCAGACACAGAGAUAAAGCUCAAUGCUGUACAGGAACAACUUGAGGUGAUGAAGGUGGAGGAAAGCCCUGAGACUCAGACAGAGUGAAGCCACCAGUGUAUGUUCCUUCAUUUGAUCCUGCUUCAUUAUAACUCUCUAUGAUGAUGGUCGAGAGCAUGACAUGUCCAUACACUGGAUUAAAUCACAUGAAGAAAAACAUUUCCACAUGUACAGCCCAAACUGAGGCCAAAAACAUCUCUUAGAUGAAGGUAAUCAUCAAUGGAAACAGCUCUCUUUGACAUUGUUGAUGUUCAGAAAGUGACACCACUUUAAAAAUCUAGGCUUAGCUUUUAUGAUUUUGGUGGGAAAAGGAAGCAUAGUAGGAAGCAAAUAGUGUUUGUGUUUUAUCCCAACAUCAUAAAAUACAAAGCAUGGUGGAACCUUUAAAAUCAGAUUUACUUGUAAGGUUGUUAAGCCAUCCUUUCUGUUAAAUAUUUCAUGUACUAUACAUUCACCGGCCACUUUAUUAGUUACACCUUACUUAUACCAGGUUGGACCCCAUUUUGUCUUCAGAACUGCCUUAUCCUUUAUGGCAUAGAUUUAACAAUAUACUGGAAAUACACCUUAGAGAUUUUGAUCCACAUUGACAUGAUAGCAUCACGCAGUUGCUGCAGAUCUGUCGGCUGCACAUCCAUGAUGUGAAUCUCCCAUUCCACCACAUCCCAAAUGUGCUCUAUUGGAUUGAAAUCUGAAGAUUGUGGAGACCAUUUGAAUACAGUGAUAUCAUUGUCAUGUUCAAGAAACCAGUCUAAGAUGAUUCACACUUUGACAUGGCGCAUUAUCCUGUUGGUAGUAGCCAUAAGAACAUGGGUACUCUGUGGUCAUAAAGGGAUGGACAUGGUCAGCAACAAUACUCAGGUGGGCUGUGGUGUUGGCAGGAUGCUCAGUUGAUACUUAUGGGCCCAAAAUGGGUCAAGAAAAUAUCCCCCACAUCAUUACACCACUAGCCUGUACCGUUAAUACAAGGAAGGAUGGAUCCAUGCUUUCAUGUUGUUGACGCCAAAUUCUGUCUCUACAAUUCAAAAGUCACAGCAGAAAUCAAAAAUCAUCAGACCAGGCAACGUUUUUUUUUUUGUUAGCUGAAAAGAUUGGCACCCAGUGUGGUCUUCUGCUGCUGUAGCCCAUCCGCCUCAAGGUUGGGCAUGU
Danio rerio (zebrafish) is the source of this 2519-nucleotide messenger RNA. The record is from RefSeq and is a predicted model, not a curated record. Lineage: Eukaryota; Metazoa; Chordata; Actinopteri; Cypriniformes; Danionidae.